AUGGUCGACGCGCGGAUGGUUUUCGAGAGCAUGCCUCGUCGUGAUGUGGUGCUCUGGACGAGCUUGAUACAAGGCUUUGUGGACAACGGGGAAAGCAAGCUGGCUCUCGUGUUCUUCGAAGAUAUGAAGCUAUCUGGGUGCUGUCCAAACUCUCAGACGUGUGUUGCUGCGCUUGCCGCCUGUGCGAGCUCGGCAAUGCGAGAAGAAGCGGUGGAUGUCGACGGCAAACUCGUGAAGAGAAAGAGCUUGGAAACCGGGGUGGCUAUCCACGGUGAAGCUUCAAACAGCAGGUGCUGUGAGGACGUGUUCGUGGGGAACACUCUGAUCGAUAUGUACGCGAAGUGUGAGAAGCUAGAGGAAGCUCGCAAGGUCUUCGAUGGCAUGGCUGGCCGAUGUAAGUGGAGACAGCAAGCUGGCCUUGGAGGUGUUCUUUGGCAUGGCUCGGGAGAACGAUCCGGACGAGAGAACGUUUGUUGCUGCGCUCAUGGCCUGCAUCCACCUUUCAGCGUCCGAGCCACCUGUUCCGCGAGAAGAUGGAAAGCUAGUGCGAAUCCAGAGCCUAGAAAAGGGGAUGGAGAUUCAUUCUCUCGCCGCGAAGUUUGGACGCUGCGAGCACAGAUUUGUCGGGAGCAGCUUGGUGGACAUGCUGAGCUUUACAGGCGUGGGCUGGAAGACGAUCAAGUUGUGGGGAGUAAACUUCUACAGGAAGUGCGGAGUUAUGAGUGCGAGCACUUGUUUGGAUCUCUGGCAGUCCGAGAUAUCGUCGCCUGGAAUGCACUGAUCACAGGAUUCGGCCAACAGGGUGACACGUCGCGCAUGUUCGAAGCCUGUCGUGAGAUGCGAGAAGAUGGCGUGCGAGCAAACGCCAUCACGUUUGUCUCGGUCAUCACUGCUUGCAGCCACGGCGGCCUAGUUGAACGAGGCAGGGAGUUUUUCCAGGCAAUGGACCCGGACUCUGGCAUUGUUUGCGGGAUUCAUCACUACAGCAGCUUGGUGGAUCUCGUAACCGAAAGUCCUCGAGAGCAUGCCUUUGAGAGCGGAUGCUGUGGUUUGGAGGAGCGUCCUCGGGGCCUGCUGUAA
This is a messenger RNA of Selaginella moellendorffii, 1080 nucleotides long. RefSeq names its product pentatricopeptide repeat-containing protein At2g13600-like. The record is from RefSeq and is a predicted model, not a curated record. Gene Ontology annotation, biological process: RNA modification. Lineage: Eukaryota; Viridiplantae; Streptophyta; Lycopodiopsida; Selaginellales; Selaginellaceae. Gene Ontology annotation, molecular function: protein binding; RNA binding. The coding region runs from base 1 to 1080 and encodes 359 amino acids. The transcript has 2 exons.